Molecule: messenger RNA, 1463 nt
Organism: Mesocricetus auratus (golden hamster)
Lineage: Eukaryota; Metazoa; Chordata; Mammalia; Rodentia; Cricetidae
Product: C-type lectin domain family 10 member A
Exons: 10
Coding region: 280-1203 (307 amino acids)
Molecular function (GO): signaling receptor activity
Source: RefSeq, a predicted model, not a curated record
AAUUGCCUGUCCCAAAAUAUGAACCACCGGACACAAAAGCACUUUGUCAUGUGUACUAGUUAGUGACUUCUGAUUUGGUCCCUCCCACACCAGCCCUCUGGGAUAUAGUUCUCCACUCUGACUGACUUCCCACCCCUGCUCAUCGCUGCACAAGGAAGCCAAGAGGCACAGUCUCCAGACUUCGCACAGAUUUCUCCUUGGUCCCAGCUCUGUGUCAGCCUGGAUCCUGUCUCUCAAUUUCAGUUCAGACAGCCCCAGAAGCCUAGUGUUUGUCCAAGCAUGACAAUUACAUAUGAAAACUUCCAGAACUCAGGAAUCGAGGAGAAAAAUCCAGAGAUUGGAAAAGCGGCUCCCCCCCAGUCCUUCCUGUGGAAUAUCUUCUCUUGGACCCGCCUCCUCCUGUUCUCCCUGGUCCUCGGCCUCCUGCUGCUGGUGGUUGUCUCUGUGAUUGGAUCCCAAAAUUCCCAGUUAAGGAGGGACCUAGGCACCCUGAGAGCCACUUUAGACAACGUCACCUCCAACACAAAGGAUGAACUGCAGGCCCUGAUCUCCAGGGGCAACAGCUUGCAGGAGAAGAUCAGCUCCCUGAAGGUAGAGGUGGAUGACCACAGGCAGGAGCUGCUGGCAGGACGAGACUUGAGCCAGAAGGUUUCUUCCCUGGAGAGCACGGUGGAGAAAAAGGAACAGCAAUUCAAAACAGGCCUGUCUGAAAUAACGGAGCGUGUCCAAGAGCUGGGGAAGGACUUGAAGUUCCUGACAUGCCAGUUGGCCAGCCUCAAGAACAAUGGCUCUGAAAUGGCCUGCUGCCCUCUUCACUGGGUGGAGCACGAAGGCAGCUGCUACUGGUUCUCUCAGUCUGAGAAGUCGUGGCCUGAUGCUGACAAAUACUGCCAGCUGGAGAAUGCUCACCUGGUGGUGGUCAACUCCAUGGCAGAGCAGAAUUUUCUUCAGGGUCAAUUAUCCAACAUGGUCACCUGGAUGGGCCUGACGGACCAAAACGGGCCCUGGCGAUGGGUGGAUGGAACUGACUUUGAGAAAGGCUUUACGCACUGGGCCUCAGAGCAGCCCGAUAACUGGUAUGGGCACGGGCUGGGAGGAGGAGAGGACUGUGCCCACUUCACCUCCGAAGGCCGCUGGAAUGAUGACGUCUGCCAGAGGCCCUUCCGCUGGGUCUGCGAGACAAAGCUAACCAAGAAUAGCUAGAAGCCCGCUCCACUUAAUUUAUUUCUUCAGUGUCAAUGCCUUCAGCUGCUAAAGCCUGGGAUUUGGAAUCCUAUCCAGUCUUGACAUUCUUGGGGAUGGUUUUUAUUGAGAAUUUUAAGGCAAGGAGAAAGGAUUGUGUUUGAGAUGGGUGGUGUGGUGUUCGGAAGAAUGAGGUUAUUGAAAUCUGUGAUAUUUUGUGCAGUGUGCAGCUUAGUAUAACCAACUUUUGAAUGUAACAAAAAUUAAAUACGUUUUGUUGA